AUGAAGCCCCUACCCGCGGCGAGGCCGCUCGUGCCUCCCCCGCCGCGGUUGCCCUUCUCCCUUCUCUUUCCCCUCCUCUACCUCCUAGUCUGCGCUGUCGUCCGAGCCGAUGAUGGCUCGACGAGCGGUCCACCGACGACCGAGCCCCAGCACAUCGUCGCCCAGUUCCCGGCCGCGCCCGACACUAACAAUGCGACCCGCGACGAGGAGCUCCGGUUCAACCACCUGGUGCUCGACCCGAGGUCCGGGCAAUUGUACGCGGGCGCCGUCAACAGGCUCGUGCAGCUCGACCCGGAUCUCCGGCUCAGGGAGCUCGUCAUCACCGGUCCGAGGCACGACAAUCCCCAGUGUCACGCCCGAGGUUGCAGUUCGGCGGACAUCGAGACCACACCAACGGACAACGUGAACAAGGUCCUGGUUGCCGAUCCCGACAGCCGUAGCCUCAUUGUUUGCGGCUCGGUGUACCAGGGUGCCUGCGAAAAGCGCAACAUGACGAGCAUCGAGCACCAACCGGAGAACUUUACCUUCGGCGUCGCGGCCAACGACGAGACCUCGUCCACGUUCGCGUUCAUCGGCCCGGAGCGCUACACGACCUGGCAACGCUCCAACAUACUCUACGUCGGCACGACCUUUACCAACAACGCCGAGUACAGGCACGACGUGCCAGCCAUAUCCGGCCGGCGCCUCGACACCCUCGACAUAGCCGAGUUCACGUUCAACAAGCAGCCGGUCCUGCACAUCGACGUCAAGUAUCGGGAUCACUUUAUCGUCAAGUACGUCUACGGGUUCAACGCCAGCGAGUACGCCUACUUUGUCCUCGUCCAGAAAUCCUCGUAUCUUUCCGAGGAGGAAGAACUAGGCUACAUAUCUCGCCUGGCGCGCAGCUGCAUCAGCGAUCCAAACUACGAUAGCUACACGGAGGUGACGCUGCAGUGCAACGUAGAUGGUGGCCGCAACAACGAGUCGUACAAACUGGUCCAGGACGCGAAGAUCGGGCCCGCGAGCCGCGAGCUCGCCUCCCAAUUGGGCAUACCUACGGGCUCGCCCGUCUUUGUCGCGACGUUCUCCCCGAGCAAGGGCAUAACCAGCGAGCCCCUGCCCCGCUCGGCCCUCUGUGUCUACAGUCUACAGGAGAUCGAGGCCAAGUUCAACGAGAAUAUACACAUGUGCUUCAACAGCAGCAUCAAGUACCGGAACAUGAACUACAUCAGCGGCCCCAUCCAGGACGGCAAGUGUCCCCAGUCGAGCGGCAACAUUGGCAACUUUUGCGAGGUCGGGCUCAAGAUAUCCGGCGUUGCGCCGAUAAUCGGCCAAGCGGUGCUUCAUUUCCCGGACACGUUCGUGACGUCGGUAGCCCUGGCGAACACCGAGAGCCAGAGCGUGGCCUUCCUCGGCACGGACAGCGGUAGCGUGAAAAAGGUCCUGCUGUCGGCGAGCGAGGCUUCGGUCUACGAGAGCGUGCUCGUCGACAGGGGCCGGCGCAUCCUGCCUGACACCGCUGUCGCGCCCGCCGGCGACUACCUCUACGUUCUCUCGACCUCGAGGAUAUCCAAGGUCCGGGUCCAGCACUGCGGCAGCUACACCAACUGCAACAGCUGUCUCACCGCCGGGGAUCCCUACUGCGGAUGGUGCUCGCUCGAGAAACGGUGUACGGUUCGCCGCGAGUGCAAAAAGGCCGAUCGAGCGGACCGCAGCAGCCCGCGCUGGUUGUCCCUGGGCAGCGGCCAGCAGUGCAUAGACUUCGAGCAAGUGUUGCCCGACCGCAUACCCAUUAGGCAAAUGACGACGGUCCAGUUGACGAUUCGCACCCUGCCCGAUCUGCCCUCGGGCAACAACUACCAGUGCAUCUUUGGCGGUGCCGAUCCCAUAGACGCCGCCAUGACCAAGAACGGCCUGUCCUGUCCAACGCCACCGGUCGACGCCCGGCCCAACAUUCCCAAGGACGCGGACCACGUGCUCGUGCCCCUGUCGGUCAGGUCGAGCGAGAUCAACAAGGACUUUGUCUCGCGAAAUUUUGCCUACUUUGACUGCUCGAGGCACAACAUUUGCUCAGAGUGCGUCAGGGCGCAGUGGAGCUGCAGCUGGUGCGUCUACGACAACAAGUGCACCCACAACACCACCGAGUGCCAGGGGAACAUCAUAUCCAGCGAGAACAGCGUGCAGGCGAAUCUCGCGGCCCACGGCGUCCAGUACUGUCCCCGGUUCGUUCGUCGCGAGAAGCCCCUGAUGCUGCCAAACAACGUGCCCAAGGAAAUAACCCUCGAGGUGGAAAACCUACCGCAUCCCCAGGUCGGCCACACCGGUUUCCAGUGCUUCGUGAAGAUCGAGGGCGCGCACUUGCGAGUGCAGGCGCGGGUCAACAGUAGCCGGUACAUCGUCUGCGACAAGACCGUCUACUCGUACGAGGCCCAGAAAGGCGAGUACGAGGCCGAGGUGAUGGUCAUGUGGAACACCAACCACUACGUCGACCGCACCACCAUCAUCCUUUACAAGUGCGAGGUCCUCGGCUCGCACCGCGAGCACGCCGAUUGUUCGCUCUGCGUGACCCGGGAGCGGCACUUUGAGUGCACGUGGUGCGGCAACAGCUGCGUCUACCGCGACUCGUGCCUGAAUCAACUGUCGAGCGAGUGCCCGAAGCCAAGGAUCGACAUGAUCAAACCGCUGAGCGGGCCCAUCGAGGGCGGCACCCUCGUCACGAUAGAGGGUAGCAAUCUCGGUCUGCGGGAGGCGGACGUCGAGGGCAAGAUAAGAAUAGGCAGCGCCAACUGCACCCUCGUCGACUACAAGAUCUCGGUGCGCAUUGUUUGCCGAACGAGCCGGCACGAGCCGACGGACCAGGCGGCCGUCAUAGUCGGCAACAAGGCCGGAUACACCAAGAGCACCGUCUACUUCAAUUACAAGGACAUUCGGCUGACGGGCGUCCACCCGAAAGUCGGGCCCCAGAGCGGCGGCACGAGUCUCGCCAUCACCGGUCAGUACCUCAACAUCGGCAGCACGAUAUCGGCCUACCUCGACGAGCUGCCCUGUCUGGUGAACGCGACCCAAGCCAGCAGCACGAGGCUCACCUGCGUGACCAGUCGCUCGGGCCGCGUUCGUCCCGUGUCGCGGCUCACCCUCAGCAUUGACGGGGCCAAUCGCACCCUCGAGGGCUACCCGUUCAGGUACACGCCCGACCCGACGAUCAUGGACAUCAAGCCGCUCGAGAGCUUCGCCACGGGGGGCCGCAUGAUCACCGUGCACGGCACAAACCUCGACACGAUCCAAAAGCCCGAGAUGUUUGUCUACUUUGAGAAGGAGAGCGUCCCGGUCAACCGGACCGUGUGCACGGUCCUCAACCCCACGCAAAUGGAGUGCCCGAGUCCCAGUGCCGUAGGCCGGUUCUACAAUAUGGCGCUCGACGGGCAACGCAACGAUCGCCGACGCAAACGGCGCUCCGCCAACGGGCGCAGCAGCCCGAGCCUCGCCUUAAAGAUCGGCUUCGUCAUGGACAGCGUCGACUCGGUGCGCGACCUCGACAAACACGCGCCCCAGAGCCUACGCCGGCGACUCGUCUACGUCGAGGAUCCCAAGUUCUUUCCGUUUCCGCGCAACGUGAAGCUCUACAAGGGCGACACCCUGGUGAUCGAGGGCGAGAACCUGAACUACGCGAGCGACGAGUCCGACGUGAACGUGACCGUGGGCGCGCAACUGUGCAACGUGACAUCGCUGGCGACGAGCCAGCUCGUGUGCACGCCCCCGGACCAGCAGCCUGCGGGAACCGACGAGUACGGCCUCAGGACCGAGCAAGGCUUGCCUCUCGUGGUAGUGCGGGUCGGGCGUAGUUUGAGGUUCCCGAUCGGCUACCUUCGCUACGACGUGAUCAAGUCGUACCCCAUACCACCCGAGGCCAUAGCCGGUAUAGCGGCGGGCACCUUUGGCCUCGUCUUCAUCUUCAUCCUCGUGCUCGUGAUCUACCGGCGCAAGAGCACGCAAGCCGAGCGCGAGUACAAACGGAUUCAGAUACAGAUGGACACGCUCGAGAGCAACGUCAGGAUGGAGUGCAAGCAGGCCUUUGCCGAGCUGCAGACCGACAUGACCGACCUCACUGCCGAUCUCGAGUCCUCGGGCAUACCAACCCUCGACCACAAGAACUACAUAAUGAAGGUGUUUUUCCCGGGGGUGAUAGACCAUCCGAUUUUGAACGAUCCGAGGACGCGGAGCAACGUCACGCGGACAAACUACGACGCGGCGAUGCUGCAGUUCGAGCAGCUGUUGAACAACAAGUCGUUCGUGCUGAGCUUCAUCGAGACCCUCGAGUCCCAGAGCGACUUCAACAUCCGGGACAAGGUGAACGUCGCCUCGCUCCUCAUGAUCGUCCUCAUGGGCAAGAUGGAGUACGCGACCGACAUACUGAUGCACCUGAUGCUACGGCUGGUCGACAAGUCCGUCAACACGAAGCAUCCCCAGCUGAUGUUGCGCCGGACCGAGUCAGUGGUCGAAAAAAUGCUCACCAAUUGGAUGGCCCUCUGCAUGUACAACUACCUGAGGGACUACGCGGGCUCCUCCCUGUUUCUCCUGUUCAAGGCGAUCAAGCACCAGAUCGAAAAGGGCCCCGUCGACGCCGUCACCCACGACGCCCGCUACUCCCUCUCGGAGGAGCGUUUGCUGCGCGAACAGAUCGACCACUCGCUGGUCAGCCUGCACGUCGUGCAAGACGACCUCGACGAGAAGAUCCAGUGCAAGGUCCUCGACUGCGACACCAUCGGCCAGGUCAAGUCCAAGAUAUUGGACGCCUUGUACAAGAACACGCCGUUCUCCCUGAGGCCCGCGAUCCACGAGGUCGACCUCGAGUGGAGGCACGGACGGGGUGGGCACCUCACCCUCCAGGACGAGGACCUCACGACCAAGGGCUGCGGCGAUUGGCGCAAGAUCAACACCCUCGCCCAUUACGGGGUCAAGGAGUCGGCGGUCGUGUCGCUCAUACCGCGGCAGAACGACGGCUUUGCUCUCUCGUGCAAGCAACCCUGCCACACGUGCGCGAAAUCCGCGAGCCAGCAGCACCUGCACGGCCAACACUACAAUCAUCAGACAGCCGGUAGGCACCAUCUCCACAUGCCGGGGACGCCGAAUCACGGCUUGCUCAGUCCCACGAGCAUGUACUCGACGGGUAACGCGAUUUACUUUGACAGCCAGCACUCGCCGCCCAUGAUCAUUGCCAACGGGGACAUGGAUACGGGCCACGCGGCCAGACAGAGGCUGUAUCACUUGGUGAGGCCGAUAGAGGACAGCCAAUACGCGACGACGGGCAUGGGAUUCGCGAGCGGCAAACUACCCCCGGGCCUGCACCUCGAGCGGACGCACAAAGCCAUACCCGAAAUCUUUCUCACGCGAUUGCUCUCGACAAAGGGGACCGUGCAAAAGUUCGUCGACGACUUUCUCAACACGAUUCUCACGGCUAACGAGGCCCUGCCGAGCGCGGUCAAGUGGCUCUUCGACCUGUUGGACGAGGCGGCCCUCAAGCACGGGAUCCUCGACCCGGAGGUGCCGCACGCGUGGAAAUCCAACAGCCUGCCCCUGCGCUUCUGGGUGAACUUUAUCAAGAAUCCAGACUUUAUGUUCGACAUCAACAAGUCGAGCACCGUGGACUCGAGCCUGUCGGUCAUCGCCCAGACGUUCAUGGACGCGUGCUCGACGUGCGAGCACAGGCUCGGCAAGGACUCGCCCUCGAACAAGUUACUGUUCGCCAAGGACAUUCCCCAUUACCGGGAAAAGGUGGGACGGUUUUACGCCGAGGUCCAGCGGUUGCCGCAGAUCACGGAUCAGGAGAUGUCGAGCGCCAUGCAGCAACUCAGCUCCUCGCACGCCAACGAGUUUGACGUCAUAGCGGCCCUCAAAGAGCUCUACAUCUACGUCAGCAAGUACUACGGGGAGAUCCUCGAGACUCUGGAAACAGAUCCAGCCUGCCGGAAGCUCCACCUGGCCCAUCGGCUCGAGAACGUCGCGUGCACCCUCGAGGGCGAGGAGACGAGCGCCUGCUGA
Molecule: messenger RNA, 6018 nt
Organism: Copidosoma floridanum
Lineage: Eukaryota; Metazoa; Arthropoda; Insecta; Hymenoptera; Encyrtidae
Gene: PlexB
Product: plexin B
Biological process (GO): regulation of GTPase activity; regulation of cell shape; regulation of cell migration
Cellular component (GO): semaphorin receptor complex; plasma membrane
Molecular function (GO): semaphorin receptor activity; protein binding
Source: RefSeq, a predicted model, not a curated record